Portunus trituberculatus (swimming crab) is the source of this 4228-nucleotide messenger RNA. Its product is annotated as E3 ubiquitin-protein ligase RFWD3-like. The record is from RefSeq and is a predicted model, not a curated record. Gene Ontology annotation, cellular component: nucleus. Bases 707 to 3052 code for a protein of 781 amino acids. Gene Ontology annotation, molecular function: protein binding; ubiquitin protein ligase activity. Gene Ontology annotation, biological process: interstrand cross-link repair; protein ubiquitination. The transcript is spliced from 9 exons. Lineage: Eukaryota; Metazoa; Arthropoda; Malacostraca; Decapoda; Portunidae.
AUGGAGUCUAGCCACCUCAGUACUACUCAUCUACAGUUCUUGGUUACCUCUCGAUCCGUCCCUUGUAGUGAGGGAGCAAAUCGUUUAAAAAUUCGGAUCUUUUAUGUUCAUAUAAACUAUUGUAGUGAACUUUAGAGGAGGGCAAAUAUACUAACAACCAAUAUGAGAACUAAAUAAUACCAUGGGAAACUUUUUAUUUGAUUUAAUAGUGGUGUAGUCAUUUCUCGUCGUUUUGUCGCCAAAUACACGUGUUACCCUUGAGAAGGUACGCUCAAGAUACAUUCUCUGUGGCAAAUGGUAAACACGAACAGAGCGCGCAAAGAAGCUUUUACCUAACCUGUGAAAAGCUGUGAUAGACUAGUGUUUUCACCUCCAAAGGUCUCCCACAACCUUCACCAGUUACCUGUUGACUUUAGAUCAUCAUUGAGGUAAAAAUCAAGGCAUGUUUUAUGUAAAAGUUUCCUGCUAUCCUAAACGUGGCACAUGAGCGGGGGAGCACGACCUUGCCGCUACUUGCACCUGAUCUCACUUGCCAGUCUGUUGAUCAUUUGCAAGUGGGUUUAAUAUUCCCCUGUUGCCUUUCUCCAGAGUGCAACAAGAUGUCAUCUUCCUGUAGCACGGACACCUAGACACAAAGAACAGGGAGCCUUUACUGCAAGAAUCUAAGAGAACGUCAGAAAAAUUCUGAAAGUGGCGUGAAGCACUGAUGACGGAACAACUGGUUCCUCUUGAGGCCAUGGAGGUGGAUUAUGACUCUGAUGCUACAGAGGUCAUCGACAUCACCCAGGAGGACAUUGAUGAUGAUGAAAGAGAGGAGGAUGAGGGAGGCAGCAGGACUCCUAGUAUUCUUGAAGUAGAUAGUGAGGAUGAACCAAGCCCUGAGAUUGCAAGAACAGCAUCAGCACGAGUAGCAACAGCAGCAGUAGUGGCACCAGCACCAUCACCACCACCACUGGUACCAGCACCAGCACUGGCAGUGGCAUCAGCUCCGGUAGUGGCACCAGCACCAGUAGUGGCACCAGCGCCAGCACCAGCAGCAGUGGUGGCGGCAGUGUAUCUGCUAUCAGACAGUGAAGGGGGGGAAGCAGAUGAGGAAGGCAGCAGCACUCCCAGUGCUCAAGAAUCUGAAGACACAGAAAACAAUGAAACCAGAAGUAGAAGAUCAGCAGCACUGCACGAUUCAGAUCUGGAAGAAGAGGAACAGCAGGAAAUUCAAGGGCAGCAGGGACAGCACUCAGUAGCAACAGCAGCAGCAGCAGCAGCAGCACCGGCAGCAGCAGCAGCAGAGGAACCACUGCAGCCUGAGGAGCCACAACAUCCAUCGUCCUCCUCUCAGGGAGGUCACAGUUCACACCCAUCUCCUACCCCUCCUCCCUCUGUGCCACCGGAUGGUUCUCAAGCCCAGCAACAAACUAUACCAACACUCUUUAGUGGGCUCCAAGAAAGAAGAUCUUCUGUUAGUGUUAUUUCUGUUGGCUCUAAUGUUGAAGACAGUGAUUCCAAUACAACUGAAAUGCCCAACACCCUGGGAGUGGCUGGACCCAGUACCUCAGCUGUCCCCUUAAGCUCUACACCUAAGAAACAGUCUGCAGAUGCAGCCCCAGCUCCACCCUCUCCAGAAAGUGAUGAUGAAGGACAGACCUGCCCCAUCUGCUUUGAUCCGUGGACCAACAAGGGCGAUCAUCGCCUCUCCUCCCUCAAGUGUGGCCAUCUGUUUGGCUAUGAAUGCAUCUCCAAGUGGCUUCAAGGAAGCACUAAAAGAAAUAGGGGAAAAUGCCCACAGUGCAAUGCUAAGGUUACCAAGAAGGACAUCCGGAUCAUCUAUGCCAAGAACAUAAAGGCUCUGGACACAACUGAGAAAGAGAAGAUCAUGAAGGAGCUGGAGAAGGAGCGGGAGGAGAAGCGAAGGUUGGAGGUUGAACAUGCUCAGACCAGGCUAAAGUAUGAACUGAAAAGCCAGCUAGUGGUGAAGCUACAGGAGGAAUUAGAGGCACUGAAGGCAUCGGCCUCAGGAGCACGUCACGCAGGGGUGUCGUCCUCCAAGCCUGGGGAGUCCAGCAGUCUCAAGAAGAGGUUGGUAUUCAAGGAGUGGAUGGAGGUGUGUCGGGAGGGUGGGUGUCGUGUGAUGGCCUACAGUGAAUGGCUAGGCAUGGUGGUGGUGUCCAUGCCCAGCCAGGUGGGCAUGUUUCCUGGGUAUGGCGUUAAGAAGAUUGACCUGCUGACUUUUCGAGUUGAACGCUAUGUGCCUCUUCAUCAGAAGCAAAUUCGGGAUCUGGCAUUCAGCCCAGCCAAGCGCAACCUGCUGCUCUCAGUGGGAAUGGAUCGAAUGGUCAAGAUCACCAACAUCUCCUCCAAUGCAUCAGUGGCACAGUUCAUUGCCUCUGCUCCUGUGUGGUGCUGCUCCUGGAGCACCACCGAGAUGACUGUGUUCUAUGUGGGUACAGCCUUUGGCCACCUGCACCAGUAUGACACCCGGAACACAACCGGCCCCACGGCCACCAUUGAGCUGCCCGGCUCAGGCCCAGCUGUCUCCAUGACAUACAUCCACCCGGGGCCGGACUCCUCCCUGACAUGGGAUGGCCUGCUGGUGGCACGUUUACAGUCAUGCUUUUUUGUGGAGGCUGGGACAUCAGGAGAAGCCAAGAGUCACCAGCUACCCCUGGAUGGCACCUUCACCUCAGUGUCCAGUGAGGACGAUAGCUGCCAUGUGCUGGUAUCUUGCCGCCCUUCACAGCGCCACCCACACGCCCGCCACACGGUGUGUUUUCUGCAGCAAGUAACAUCUUCGGAGGAAGGUGAGACAGAAAGGCGGACAGUGACGACCCAGCCAGUAUACACUUUCCAAGGAGGCACCACUCAAAAGGUGCUGACUCGCUCCAUACUGGCAUCCCCACCCUUCCCAGGCUGCAGCCUGCUGGUGUUUGCCAGUGAUGAGUCCACUCAGAGCAUUUAUGUGUGGGAACUUAGAUCCAUGAGUUGCCUGCAACAGUUGCGGCACCCAGACACUGUGCUGGAUCUGCUGCAGGUGACUGUUAGGGAGACCCCUACCUGAUGGCACUCACUGAGAAGGGUGUGAGGGUGUACUCCUGGGAUAACUAGUGCAGGUGAGAUGGAGGGAUGGGGUGGGGGGGAUGGCAAUACCAAAUGACUUGUAACUUCAUCGGUGGAGAUGGUGGUCUAGCCACAUUACACUGUCAUUGAUUCAUAUGGCAGCCUCUUCUUGCUCCCACCCAUCUGUUGGUGAUGGAUUGAUUAUGGCCUGAAGAGAAACCUGGAUGUACCUUACUUACUUCAUGAUGUCUUCACCAGGCUCAUGGCCUCUUCGUUUAGGCUACCUGAUAACUUGGUCAUUCCUGUCAAGUCUUUCCAGGUCUUCGGUUUGGAUACAACUGCUAGCUAGAAAAUAAAUAUAAUGAUAUUGCACAUAUAAUGUAACUAUUCAAACAAAUGAGGAAGGUCUAGACCGACUUUAAUUUUUUAUAAAUUGAAAAGUUUUCAUUCUUUUACACAGAGUAGGAUGAACAUCCAGGAUUUUUAUUCUUUUAACCCUCUGAGAUGCAGAGCCUUUUAUAGAUCCAGGACCCAAGGCUUCAGGAGGCAGCCCCUCUUAAUGUGCUGCCGAUUAAUAAAGAUGAUAAUAAUGAUCACAUUAAAGACAUUUUAAAGGAUGAUGAUCAGACAAUUAUAUCUUCUUCUAUUACUCAACUGUCCUUCUCUUCUACUUCGAACAUUCUUGAGUUAUCCUUACUUAUGAUCUUAAUUUCAGACUUCACAUUUCAUGUGCGGCUAAAACAUCUAUGAAGUUAGGCAUUCUGAGUCAUCACCAGUUUUUGUCACCCCCAACACUUGCUAACUCUGUAUAGGGGGCCUUCUCCACCCAUGUAUGAAGUAUGUUCCAUACAUGUAAGGGGAAGUUACACUCAUACCAAUCCUUUAUCAACUCUUCUCUUCUUACUGACUGUCUUAAGCCUCUUUCUCAUUGCUGCAGUGUUUCAUCUCAUUACUGUUACUACUGUCGUAUUGCCCUUGGCAGUGCCCCUAUACAUAAUGAAAUUUCAUGUGAUGACUUGCAGGCCAGGAUUGCUUGAGGUCACCAAGUCAUUAAACAAUUUACCAAAUUUAUAAGCAAUUGCAUAGCAAAUUGUAUUUUUUUUAAAAGUAAACAUUACGGGAUAUGUAAAUAUGUACUUUUCUAUUGAAUUUUCAUAAAAAAUCAAUCUGAAAGCCA